CUGUGAUAGCUUCCACUAUGCACCAAGCAGUUUGAAAAAAAAUCACGGCGACAGAUAUGAAAAUUUCGAGCUUGAUUCAUGCAGUGCGAAUUCGCGUUAUUUACGAGUAAAAUUACGAACGAUUUAAUCGCGAGUGCAGCCUGAUCAUGAUUUUGUGGUAACUGGUGCGAUAUUUUUUCGAGUAUUUAUUUCUUUUUUGAUAGUCAAAUGCAGCAUUAUUUUUGAUAGGGACAGUUUGGAAAUAUUUGAUCCAGUCGGAUCCGAUUCGAUGAAAUUAUUAUUCGUUCGAUUAAACUUGCCAGGAUCAGACUUGACUUUUUUUGCGCUGAUGAAACGCGCUUUCGGAGUGUUUUUUCGCUGGUAGGCGUUUUUGCAGCCCCAUUUUACACUGAAGAUGGUACUCGAACGUUCAAUAAACACUAAAACCCACGUCGUUGAAUUUUGGUUUUCAAAGCAGAGUCAUCUCAUCGCAGUAGCACAGCAUGCUACUCGAUAAAGUUUCGGUUUGAAUCGAACGCGAUGGCGACACCUUAACCGUUUAAGGUAUCCCUAUUAUUUCACACGAACGGGUUUUUUAAAAGUAUAAAAAUUCCUUUCCGAAUUAAUCCAACGCUUGAAGAACUCAUCCCCAAGAAGCUAGGAGGCGUUAAGUAUCUAGUGAAAGCGAUGCUUGACGUGUUCAGGGGAUUAAAGAAUUUGAUCAAAGUCAGCCACAUACAUAUAGAUUCGCCGAUAUUCCGAUUACACUACAGUAUCACCGUGCUCAUAUUGACCGCCUUCAGUUUGAUUGUCACCACUCGUCAAUAUGUUGGCAAUCCAAUCGACUGUAUUCAUACCAAGGAUAUACCGGAAGAUGUACUCAACACGUACUGCUGGAUUCAUUCUACUUACACUCUGAAAUCAGCUUUCAAGAAAAAAGUUGGAGUUGAAGUUCCUUAUCCUGGUGUCGACAAUACUCACAAUAGUAAAAAUAUCGCCGAAGAUAGGAAGACUUACGGAUAUUACCAAUGGGUCUGCUUCUGCUUGUUCUUUCAGGCUAUUUUGUUUUAUGCUCCACGAUGGCUAUGGAAACACUGGGAAGGUGGAAAAAUACACGCGUUGAUGUUAGAUAUGGACGUUGGAAUAUGUACAGAAGCUGAAAAGAACCAAAAAAAGAAAAUACUGCUCAACUACCUUUGGGAAAAUUUAAGAUACCAUAACUGGUGGGCGUACAGAUACUACUUAUGUGAAUUAUUGGCAUUUCUGAACGUCGUUGGUCAAAUGUUUCUAAUGAAUAGAUUUUUUGACGGAGCUUUCCUUUCAUUCGGUAUCGAAGUUAUAUCUUUUAUGCAGACUGACCAAGAAGACCGAAUCGACCCAAUGAUAUAUAUUUUUCCCAGAAUGACCAAGUGUACUUUUUUCAAAUUUGGUCCAUCUGGUGAAGUGGAACGCCACGAUGCGGUGUGCAUUUUGCCAUUGAACGUGGUCAACGAAAAGAUAUACAUAUUCCUUUGGUUUUGGUUCUUGUUUCUUGGUUCCAUCACCUUAUGUGUUCUAUUUUACAGGGUAAUCAUAAUAAUAAGUCCUCGCAUGAGAGUAUACUUAUUCCGGAUACGAUUUAGGCUCGUCCAAAGAGACGCAGUCAGCACCAUAGUAAGAAGAUCCAAAUUAGGAGAUUGGUUUUUAUUCUACAUGCUCGGCGAAAACAUCGAUUCGGUGAUAUUUCGGGACGUAAUGCACGAUUUAGCAUCCAGACUCAACAGUCAGCAUUACAAAAUCGGCUACAUGGAUACCUGACAUUCGCCUUGGCGUUACCAACAAUAGGUAACGCCUUUAUUCAUCGCAUAAGAUAACUGGAGAACUGGACGUGCUCAAAAAACUUAAAUUUACGAAGACUGCAAGAAAACUUUCACAUAUCAACCUUACUACGCGUACAUUACAUACAUAGUAAUAAUUUCGAGUGUGAUUUUCUCUUCUUGACGGAUUUAACAUUUUGGGGAAUGCUUUCCAAGCAUCUUCUAAAAUAUAACAUUCCACAAAAUCCACACAAAACUUUUACACACUUUUCAUUUCACUAUGAAAAAGAUCUCAUUUUGAAGUUAAGUACCUAUCUAUAAUAAUUUAAAUGGAUAUGGGGAAAAAAUUGUUAUUUUUGUCGUAAAUACGUCGCUAAGCAUUUAUGUGUUCAAUACUCGUCGUUUUAUUUAGGUACCUACAUACUGUAUGUACUGGAUCAAAUUUUUAUACUCUAUUCGUAUGAAAAAAUUUUUAAAAUCAAUUUAAAAAAUGUUACCUAUCUAUGUAAAUUAACGUAGAUUAAUUAGUAUAAACACAACAAUAGAAGCUACUGGGUUUGAUUUUUUUGUUGUGUUAUUUAACGAGUCGUUUUAAAAAUCUUUCAAUUGUGACCUUUAUUGUUUUACGACUUUGGUUUUCAGAAGUAUUAAAUAUGAAAAAGAAAA
This is a messenger RNA of Planococcus citri (citrus mealybug), 2441 nucleotides long. Its product is annotated as innexin shaking-B-like. Gene Ontology annotation, molecular function: gap junction channel activity. The transcript is spliced from 7 exons. Bases 667 to 1776 code for a protein of 369 amino acids. Gene Ontology annotation, cellular component: gap junction; plasma membrane. Lineage: Eukaryota; Metazoa; Arthropoda; Insecta; Hemiptera; Pseudococcidae. The record is from RefSeq and is a predicted model, not a curated record.